Molecule: messenger RNA, 1443 nt
Organism: Prorocentrum cordatum
Lineage: Eukaryota; Dinophyceae; Prorocentrales; Prorocentraceae
Source: the annotation of a GenBank genome assembly
AUGGCGCCCAAGAGCAAGCGCCAGAACACGGGCGGCAGCAAAAAGAAGGAGGACCCGAACAAGCUCCACAAUGUGCCCCUCUGGAAGAUGAUGGGGAAGGCCAGCCUGCGCUCCUGGCCAGACGAGAAUGGGAAUGCGGUGCUCUCGGACCAUGAGCCGCCGCACCAGUACUUCACGCUGGACAAGGCUCGCGAGAUCGUGACCGACGAGUCGUCGCAGCUCGUGAAGGUGCCGGCCUCGGGUUUCCUGAACGCGAUCUCCGGUCUCGUCGCUGGGCAAGAAGUGCUCCAAUGCGUAUCCUCGGAGAAACCGAAGUGCGAGGAGCUCGCGAAGCUGAAGCUGUGGGAGGCGCGGAAGCUACUCUGCGACAAGGAUGUCCUCAAGGCGGUGGACGCACUGCACUUGCCGUUCGAGAAGUUCGAGAACAAGCGCAGCGCAGAGAAGGCCGCCAAGGUCGUCAUCGAGCACUUCGGGAGCAAGGACAAGGCAUCAGAGCGCCUGGCUGUCCUUGGUCGUCUCGCCGAUGAAGGCGCUCGCUUGUACAUGGCAGCGAUGACUGGGAUCGAGCUCAUUGCGCUCACGACGUCUGUGAAGGAGUGGUCCAAGAAGAUCCCAGAGCCGGAGAAACAGCCCGCGAGCAUCCGCAAGUUCAUCAAGAGCCAGAAGAUGGACGACCUGGUCGCCGCGCUGGCCAACGGCGUCGCCGCGGCCGCGGAGAAGACGGUGCGGAAGAAGCGCUACGCUUUCGGAGAGGACCUAGAGAGCGCCGAGAAGUCGACCAGCGGGAGCUCCUCGAAUAGCACCGACUCCGACGGCGACUCCAGCGACAGCAGCAAUUCAAAGGAUAAGAAGAAAAAGAAGAGGAAGGACAAGAAGCGCGACAAGUCCUCCAGCCGAGGCCGCAGCCGCAGCAGGUCCAAGGACAAGAAGGACAAGAAGGACAAGAAGGACAAGACGAAGCGCGAGAAGUCGUACGACAGUGAUCAGAAGAAGCACAAGGACAAGAGGAAGCGCAAUCGGAGUCGCUCUCGCGACGGCAAGAAGGAAAAGAAGCGCGGACGCAGCCGCGAGAAGAGCGUGGACCUCUUCGCGGACGAGGGCGGGUCCCAGGAAGAGCUCGCGCCCGCGGAGAAAUCCUGGUCGACGUGGGACGAAGCCGACAUCCAGACCUUGAAGGACCGCGUCAUCCAGUGCGACGGCAAGCCCGACCUCGAGGAACUCAAGCGGAUCGCGCAGUCGCUGCCCGAGGAUGUGGCCGAGGCGGCUGGCCUCGCGUCGACGUGCGCGUCCGUGUCGAAGCUGGUCAGGAUGGCUCGCAAAGAGACGGUGAAUAUUUUCUUGGGCAAGAUCAAGAAGCUGACGGACGACGCCCUGGCGUGGAAGGACGCGAAGAAGAUCGCAGAAAAGCCCGAAGACGUCGACAGCGAGAAGGUGACGGGCGAG